AUGGCGGAUUCUGCGAGAGAUAUGGAGGGCGUCAAGGCGUCGAACCAGCCGUCCGGUGGAGAACAGAUGCUCGAAACGAAAGGCAAUGAUAUCAACAGCAGUUCAUCGAAUCAACCAUCACCGUCCGCGUCAUCGUUUGAUGGCGGUGCACUUCCGGAUCACGAUCCGCCGCCGACAGAGAACGGUUUGACAGUGGGAACAGUUAGCAAGGAGGAGAUCGACAAAUAUAAGAUUUAUAGGUACAAUAAACCCAAGCUGAAAUUGGGCGUAGGCAACGCCGUAUGCAACAACAUCCUCUACCCGAGGAAGACAGGGACCAAGAUUCUCCUCUACGCUUGCCGCAAUUGCGAUCACCAGGAGGUUGCUGAAAACAACUGUGUGUAUAGAAAUGAAGUGCAUCACUCUGCUGGUGAACGCACUCAAGUAUUGCAGGAUGUGGCUGCUGAUCCAACUCUUCCUAGGACUAAAGCCAUUAUUUGCGCCAAUUGUAAACACGGAGAGGCUGUGUUCUUCCAGGCAACUGCUAGAGGGGAGGAAGGUAUGACACUGUUUUUUGUCUGCUGUAAUCCAAACUGUGGACAUCGGUGGAGAGAUUGAGAUGUGGUUGCUCUCAUAAGUUG
Molecule: messenger RNA, 620 nt
Organism: Hibiscus syriacus
Lineage: Eukaryota; Viridiplantae; Streptophyta; Magnoliopsida; Malvales; Malvaceae
Product: DNA-directed RNA polymerases II, IV and V subunit 9A-like
Exons: 4
Coding region: 1-597 (198 amino acids)
Biological process (GO): maintenance of transcriptional fidelity during transcription elongation by RNA polymerase II; DNA-templated transcription; transcription initiation at RNA polymerase II promoter
Cellular component (GO): RNA polymerase II, core complex
Molecular function (GO): zinc ion binding; DNA-directed RNA polymerase activity; nucleic acid binding
Source: RefSeq, a predicted model, not a curated record